This is a messenger RNA of Aspergillus ibericus CBS 121593, 1341 nucleotides long. RefSeq lists its product as uncharacterized. The transcript has a single exon. NCBI's taxonomy places the organism in Eukaryota, Fungi, Ascomycota, Eurotiomycetes, Eurotiales, Aspergillaceae. The record is from RefSeq and is a predicted model, not a curated record. Bases 386 to 1276 code for a protein of 296 amino acids.
CGCUUCUAUUGUCAGUGCUGCCAGACCAGACGGGCUAACGGUAGAUGUUUGCUUGAUAUCAUGCAUCUUGUUUGUUUGUUUCGAGGUUGGUACGCUUCGAGUCCAACCGUCGGAUUCUCGUUGAUUCGGUCCAGAUUUUGUCCAGUCAUUAUGUGGCGGCACUCGGCCAUAUCCAAAGUGGGAUGAAUAUCCUUGGGGAGGUCUCCUACGACCCGAACACCGGGGCAUACCAUCAUCCUUUUCUCAGGCCGUCGACAGUGUCGGCCCUCGAAAUGGGGAACUUGCGAAAGAUCUUUAUUCGCCUCCGUAGCCAGGUUUGGGCUCUAGUAUGUUGGUCGGGGUAUGGUAUGUGGUCAAGUACUGACAUCUAUAGACUCGUUCCGGAAUGGAUCAACCUUUGAUGGAUACAGUGCCGUUGGAGGGUAGCUUUUCACUUGAAGUGCCCGAGUGCUUCUCUUCCCUUGCCGAGGCGCGUGACUUGUUCGAAUACUACAGCUAUGUAUUCCGGCAUGAAUACCAUAAACUGAGCAACCUAGACGUUACGUCGCUUGAACUUGGCGCGUUUAUUCAAACUUGUGUCUCGCUGUUUCAGAAAUGGUCCGGGGCCUUGGACCAGUUCGAGAAGACUCGUGGUCCGUCUUUGACCACCAGGGAGCAUGUGGGUCUGAAGAUCCUUCAGAUCCAGCGAUGCAUACAGACCAUGCUUUUCCAACAUCACCUAUCGGGAACGACCGACCCAAGUGGCUGGGACAUGUAUAACCCGAUCUUCCAGGAAAUCGUCUCCUUGGCAGCCUCUGUCGUCGAGCUUUCAGGCGAUCGCUCUCCGUCCACCCCGGAAGCAGAUCCCUCGGGCCAGAGAAGAUUCAAGCCUAGCUUCACCCUUGACAUGGGGAUUAUUGGGCCCCUUUACGAUGUGGCCACGCUCUGUCGGGAUCCGCUUAUCCGUCGCAGAGCGGUGGAUAUCCUGCGCUCGGCCUCGCGGCAAGAAGGUGUUUUCAAUAGCUAUGUGUGUGCGGUCGCUGCCGAGAGGGUCAUUGCUCUAGAAGAGGGUGUUGCUUUGGAGAGUACGGGAGGGUUUUCACCUACUCUUGCAGGGCAGCGGCCCCAAUACAUCAGCCGGUGUUCCGAGGUACCUGGCACCGCACGAUUAUUAUAUGCAUACCCAAAACUGGAUAUUGCCCGGGGUGAGGGAUUUCUGAAGGUAGGUCGGGGAGAGGGUAUAGAGAUGGAUCUUCCAUUACCAGCGAUGGCUGCGAUGCUGGAUGCGGAGGAUUAGGCAGUAGUCAGAGAGAUGUAUAGAUAUAUAUUUACAUUGGCCUCUGCAAACCAAGAAUAUUUCGG